Molecule: messenger RNA, 5714 nt
Organism: Anguilla rostrata (American eel)
Lineage: Eukaryota; Metazoa; Chordata; Actinopteri; Anguilliformes; Anguillidae
Gene: fshr
Product: follicle stimulating hormone receptor
Exons: 11
Coding region: 459-2579 (706 amino acids)
Biological process (GO): male gonad development; adenylate cyclase-activating G protein-coupled receptor signaling pathway; activation of adenylate cyclase activity
Cellular component (GO): plasma membrane
Molecular function (GO): thyroid-stimulating hormone receptor activity; protein binding; follicle-stimulating hormone receptor activity
Source: RefSeq, a predicted model, not a curated record
GUGGUGGAGCCUAAAAGAGACAAGGGGGGAAAAAAACACAGAACAAAAAAAAAACGCCUCCUUAUCUUUAGCUCCUCUCGUCCAAGGUCUCUGACAGGCUUCGUCGGCCGCCCUCAGUCCUGGCGCGAUUCCUUCGGCUCUGAGACGCGUUUCGCCGCCAGACCCACACCCCGGAACUUCUGCGCCGACGCCCCGAGUGCGACGAAGGCGUCUUAAACAAGAGCUCGCUCAGCAGAGCUCGGAGGGAUAGAAGAGGAACGGUGAACGGCGGCAGCCAAAAAACAAGUGGGUCCAACAGGAGGGGGGGGAGGGGGACACACCGUUUCUGGGUACAGGUGUGUUUGCGAGGAACGUAGAGGAGGGUGAGGGGGGCACCCAGUAGGACAAUACCUGGAGAUUACUGUUUCGGUGUGCCCCCCCACCACCCCCACCCUUGGAUCUAUAACAGGACACUAGCCAUGACACCUCUGUGGGUCCUCUUCCUUGGCCUGGUCUCCGGGACGUCAUGCGUGGCAAUGCACGUCUGUUUGGCCAACGGAACCACGCGCUCCUUCUUCUGCGUGGGAAGCAGGGUUAACCAGAUGCCCGCCGUCAUCCCAAAAAACACCAGCUACAUCAAGCCCAUCUGUGAGAAAAGAAAGGAGGAAAGGAAGACAAUGAGAAGGAAGAGCCAGAGAGAGAGACAGAGUGAGAGAGAGAGCCAGAGAGAGCUGAUGUACCUAUCAACUGCAGCUUCUCAAGACGUCCUCAGAAGUGAGUUUAAGCUGACACAGCUGAGGUUAAUUCCACGUGCUGCCUUCUCAGAACUGCAUGAGCUUUCCCGAAUCAUGGUGUCGGAGAACGGAGCCUUGGAGGGGAUUGCGGCGCACGCCUUUUCGAACCUAUCAAACCUGGUCGAGAUAACAAUCACCAAAUCAAAAAACCUAGUCUUCAUUGAAAAGGGCGCUUUCUGGAAUCUGUCAAGAUUGAAAUAUCUGACCAUUUCAAACACUGGACUGAAGUCACUGCCUGAUUUCUCCAAGAUUAACUCGGCAGCAAAGGACUUUCUGUUUGACCUUCAGGAUAACGUGAACAUGAAAGUGAUUCAUCCAAACGCUUUCCUGGGUCUCAGUAGUGAAACCAUAAGGGAACUGAGACUCACCAAAAAUGGAAUAACCGAGGUGCUGAAUCACGCUUUCAAUGGCACCAAACUGGACAGACUGUUGCUUAUGGGGAACCAGCAGCUGAGGCAGAUCCACAGUCAGGCGUUCUCAGGAGCGGAAGGCCCCGUUGUUCUGGACGUCUCGCGCACGUCCAUCAGCGUCCUGCCGGAGAACAUUCUGUGGAGGCUGAAGCGGCUAACAGCAGAGUCCGUGUACACCCUGAAGAAGCUGCCCAACCUGGACCUGUUCACCCAGCUGAUCGAGGCCAACCUCACCUAUCGGAGCCACUGCUGUGCAUUCGCCAACUCCAAGAAGAACAUGUCAGUGGUGCAUGAGCUAUGCGACAAGCCCAAUAUCAAGCAGGAAGAGCCCCAGUGGCACUUGGAGCACUGCACCAUAGAGGUUUCCUGCCACCCCAAACCCGAUGCCUUCAACCCCUGCGAGGACAUCAUGGGCUUCACCUACCUGCGCGUGCUCAUCUGGAUCAUCAGCGUGCUGGCCAUCGUGGGGAACUCCGUGGUCCUGCUGGUUCUGAUCACCAGCCACUACAAGCUGACCGUGCCCCGCUUCCUCAUGUGCCACCUGGCCUUCGCGGACCUCUGCAUGGGCGUCUACCUGUUUGUCAUCGCCUGCGUGGACAUCCACACCAAGUCGCGCUACUACAACUACGGCAUCGACUGGCAGACGGGGCCCGGGUGUGGGGCGGCGGGCUUCUUCACCGUCUUCGCCAGCGAACUGUCGGUCUACACGCUCACCGUGAUCACCCUGGAGCGCUGGCACACCAUCACCUUCGCCAUGCAGCUGGACCGGAAGUUCCGCCUCCGGCACGCAUGCGCCGUCAUGGCGGGCGGCUGGCUCUUUGCCUCGAUGGCCGCCCUGCUGCCCACGGCCGGCGUCAGCAGCUACAUGAAGGUGAGCAUCUGCCUGCCCAUGGACGUGGAGACGCCGGUCUCCCAGGCCUACAUCAUCAUCCUGCUGCUCUUCAACGUGCUGGCCUUCCUGGUCAUCUGCGUGUGCUACCUGAGCAUCUACCUGACGGUGCGCAACCCCAGCUUCGUGUCGGCCAAUGCCGACAUGCGCAUCGCCAAGCGCAUGGCCGUGCUCAUCUUCACCGACUUCCUGUGCAUGGCGCCCAUCUCCUUCUUCGCCAUCUCGGCGGCCCUCAAGCUGCCGCUGAUCACCGUGUCACACUCCAAGGUGCUACUGGUGCUCUUCUACCCCAUAAACUCCUGCUCCAACCCCUUCCUCUAUGCCUUCUUCACCAAAAACUUCAAGAGGGACUUCUUCAUCCUCGCCAGCCACUUCGGCUGCUUCAAGACGCAGGCGCAGAUCUACCGCACCGAGAUCUCCUCCGUCCAGAACGGGGCCUGGGUGCCCACCCCAAAAACCAGCGACGGCACCCUAUACUCUCUGGUGCCCAUCAACAACCCCCACUGACCUCUGACAGCCUUCAGUAAAACCAUGGUCUUUCAUUUGAACUUGUACACACUCAAGGCCCUCCCCCACCCAAAAGAAGGCCGUACAAUACAGGCCUGAUAACUUUGUUGGGUUCUCAAUGCCUCCAACAUGGAUAUUGUUUUCAUAUUAUUUUUUUGGAUGUGGUUUUUAUACAUGCUUUUUCUCCCAUAUUUUCACUCUAGAAUAUGGCAUAUGUACACAGCAUGUCAGUGGAGAUUGCUGGAACUAAAGAGACUUGCCUCAGGGAAGCAUGAGCGUGAACUCUGACCCCUGACAUCUGACCUCGGGAAUUCUCACCUGUUUCUUAAUUGAAGAUUUAGCAAUUCUCUGUUUUUGGAGGGGGUCGGUGGUGUGGUGAAAAAACAAGACACAAGUGCAGCAGAUGGUAUCAUAACAAGCCAGGUUUUCUGUCUCCAUGGUAACUCUUGUGAAGCAGUUUUCCAGCCAUGUUUGAAGGAAAAGGAGAAAUGCUGCUGUGCUAUUUUACCUACUGCUGCCUCACUCCCCAUGUCUAGCCCAUGUGACCCCCCCCCCACUCCCCCCACCAACCCCCCAGUUUAUCUGAUGCUGUUCAUCUUUACGUGGAAUGACGAUAUUUUCGCAGCACUCUUGAGUUUAAAGGCAGAACAAGUGACGCAGCCUUCACCUGUCCAGAUAAUGAACUUUUUUUACAUACCGUAAGUCUACAUCAGGGAUCCUUAAAAUGCUUAUACUAUGUUGGGGCACAUUAUUCUUUAUCUGUUGUGUGGAUGUUUUAUUGCGUAGAUUUUGUGUAGAUUUAAGAACUUUAUAGUUAAUUCAGUCGUUAAAUAUGUUUUGUUGAAAUUUGGUAAUUUCUUCUUGGACACCUUGACCCUUCCCCCUCACGGGUUCCAGGCAAAAACAAUAAACUAAAACAACAAGCUAAAACAAGGACAAAAGAAAGUAAGAUGGUGUGAUCACUUUCCCGGAGAAGAAAAAGGCAUUAGGCUUGGAUGUGCAGUGCCAAAUAAACAUAUUGUGGCAAGGUUAUUCCCCCUGAGAAAUUGCAAAGAAGCUUGAGAUUUCCAGGUGCAAUGGUCAGUAUACUUUCAGAAGGGUCCAACUGAUGGGCAGUGAUGUUAACAGGAGAAGACCAGGAAGAUUAAGAGGCAGUAGACAUAUAUCUUGUGAUGUCUAGCAAAAGAAACCGUUGUAAAAUUUUACCACAAUUCCAGGAAAAAUUCAAUGCAGCUAGAGAGAAACCAGUUCCCCUGACUAUAGUGAAACGGCAACUAUGAUUUGCAGGUCUGAAAGGAUGUCUAUCUGCCUUUUGCAAAUCUUUUUGAUCCAGUGUUUAUGGUGCCUGGCCCACUGACGUCUUUUCUUCUUGUUAACAAUACAUAGCAAGGGUUUUUUUUUCCGCAGAUACACAUUAUUUUAGACCAGCAGAUUGUAGUUGCCAUUUCACUGUAGAGAGAAGUGGUUUCUACCUAGUUGCAUUGAGUUCUUCCUGGAGUUGUGGUGUGGUUUUACAACAGUUUUGUUCUGUAGGAUAUGUCGUGUGUAGAUUUUGGCCUUAGAGAGGGAAACAGUGAAUAAGAAUGUGGCCUGGCCUCCCCUUCAGAAGCAUCAAAGCAAAUGUGAUUGGGGCAAUUUUAAAUUCCACUGAUACCCUAAUCUAGGCUGACAAUCUAUGGGUUUCACCUCCUCCGAAAAGACAAACCAUAUGACACAGGACACCAUAUCGGGGGUUGGAGAGCCUACAUGCCUAACAUUUCCCAUUACUUUUAGUUUGAAUGCAGUCUUUAGGUAGGCCAGUCCUUGUCAUAAAUUAGUCUGACCCCCCUUCCCUUCUCUCCUAAACCUUAACCCGGCAUCACCCAAUCAGGUCAAACAUCAAGCCAUGCUGGGUAGAGUAUUUAAGAUUGCCACAGGAAAAAAAUGUGUGUGUUGCGUUUGGUUUCGGAGCCUGGAAGAAGAAGAGUUUUCCUCUUUUUAUUUUGGUGGUGGUUCCUAGGUCGUGUGUUUUUAGCCUGGAAGUGAGUGAUACUUUGGCAAGGUCUGGCCGAUCCGUUUCUCUCUCUCUUAUCCGUCUCUCUCUCUCUAUUUUCUGGUAUUUCUAGAUUAGUUGUUUAAUGUUUUGCUGUAUGUCUUCUGUUGUGUAAUUUAGAAGUAGUGUGCCUGCAUUCAAUAAAGAAUGUAUGUUUUCAAUUCAUUAAUAUAAUUGACUGCUUCUUAUUGAAUUCAAUUAUUUAAUCUGAAAACCUGAUGUACAGCUUGUUUUGACUUGAUGGUUGAUUCCACCAGUUUUCUGCAGACUGACCUAUCAAAGAAUUUGGCAAUGUAAUUGAUAAUUCUAGUUUUAACAUAAUUGUUAAAUUAAAUCUAAUAAAAUAUAUUUUACAUGUAGGUUAAGUGAGGGGUUCUAGCAUGCAAUAUCGCUUGGUUCAGUAUUCAGAGUGCUGAACAGUUUAACAAGGGCAUUAACUGUUGGAACCGCUGGAUUCAGAAAAUAAACAUAUCCUUAAUUAAUUGCUUGUCCGACAGUUCACUAGACCUCACAAAGAUAUUUGUUUUCUGCCUCUUGAUCUUUCCGGGCUGCUCCCAUUAACAUUACUGCCAAUCAGCUGGACCCUUCUGAUAGAUAAUUUCACUCAGUGUAAUAACCCCUCCAUCUCCCUCCCACCACCCACUUUGCAAAAUGAAAUGGAUAGACUUCCAAUAAUGAAUGUGUUUGUAAUUAAAGCCAAAAGAGGCUAUUUUGAGGAAAGGUGUGUCUAAGAUUUUUUUUAAGUCAUCUUUUUGUGUUAUUGUAGGUAGAAACUGGAAAAAUAAGUUAUUUGGUUUGUUAUUAGAUACAUCUGCAUAUUUUAACUGAACUCUUCACUACCUGAAGUUUUUUUUUCUCCUUUUAACUACAGGUGGCCUAAUACUUUUGGCCUAUAUAUUUUCUGAAAAAGUGUUAGUAUGUAUCCUUAUUGUUCGUCUUACGUGGGUGUUGUUUUUUUCCUUCUUUUUUUCUUUAUUACAUGUGUUAAUAUUUGUACACUUGAUUCAGUAAUGGGACAGUGAUAGAAGUUGUAAGUUUAUGCUUAAGCCCAAGCUGUCUGUGUUUCUCUUUGAUGCUAUUAUAAUUAAAAUUAUUAUUGUUGU